Molecule: messenger RNA, 13120 nt
Organism: Caretta caretta (loggerhead turtle)
Lineage: Eukaryota; Metazoa; Chordata; Testudines; Cheloniidae
Gene: TMEM170B
Product: transmembrane protein 170B
Biological process (GO): negative regulation of canonical Wnt signaling pathway
Cellular component (GO): plasma membrane
Source: RefSeq, a predicted model, not a curated record
GCCGGCUCGUGCACUGCAGGGGGUGGCGCGAGGGUGGCCGGCGCGCGCAAAGCGGUUCAGAGCCGGGGUGGCGGUUGCUCCGUGUGUGCCUCGCGGGCGCCUCCACCCCCGCCUCAGGUGAUGCUGGCGGCUGGGGCGAUGAUGAGGAAGAGGCUGAGGAGGGAGGUGGGGGCCUCCCGCCCCGCCGACCCCCGCCUCCCGCCCACCGGCUCGGAGCCCCGCCGACCCGUCCCCUGCCCCUGAGGAGGCCCCGGGCCGAGCCGGAGGCGGCGAGCCAGCGGCCCCCUCCACGACCCCUCUCCGUCCUCAAUGUCUCCCCCGCCGCGGGGAGGCUGCUGCCGCCUUGGAGUCCAGCGCUCCGGCCCCCUCGCCGCCGCCGCAGCCCCCUCGCCGUCGGCCCGCAGCAGCCGCCUGGGCGCGGAAGGAGCCCGGCCUCCCCGCUGUCGCCGCGACCCGGCCGCCGCCAGCCCCUGGCGGCUGAGGAGCAGCGGAGGAGGCGGGGAGCCCCUCGGGGAAGAUGAAGGCGGAAGCGGGGGACAACUCCAUGAUCAACCUGUCGGUGCAGCAAGUGCUGAGUCUGUGGGCGCACGGCACCGUGCUGCGGAGCCUCACCGAGAUGUGGUACUGGGUUUUCCUAUGGGCUCUCUUCUCCUCUCUCUUUGUCCAUGGUGCUGUGGGAGUGUUAAUGUUUGUGAUGCUGCAGAGGCAUAGGCAGGGGAGACUAAUCUCUGUCAUUGUGGUCAGCAUUGGAUUUCUGGGUUCUGUAUCUGGAGCAAUGAUAACCAGUGCAGCAGUAGCUGGAAUUUACAGAGUAGCAGGGAAGAACAUGGCUCCUUUGGAAGCACUGGUAUUUGGAGUUGGACAGACAGUACUGACAUUGAUUAUCUCAUUUUCAAGGAUUCUUGCUACACUUUGAGACUUCUGUGAAAACAGUCAGUUGAUAUAAGGAAACCUGUUGUCUGCAGAGAAGUUUCCUGAAAGUGGCUUCAGUGGCUGACGGACAUGGAUUAGUGCAACAGGAAGAAUAUGGGACCUGAACUUCAAAUCUAGAAGUUCAGUCAAGUGGGAAAGGACUGCCCUCUAGUGUCCACACUGUUUUACUACUGCUCUGCACCUUAUGUGCCUCAGUCACAGGAAAGGUGCAAUUAAUGUAUGUGAAGUUGUGAGAUAAAGCACCUUGAAGAGCUGCCAAUCAGGUUAACACUUGAUGAUGAGAUCAUUGUUCUUAACAGUGUUGAAAUACAGGGACAUUUCUGAAGAAUCGGUACAUGUGCCAAACUUGAAGUUUAAUUUUUUAACUAUUGAUAGUGUGAACAUUUGAAAUUGUAGUAAUAGAGGAGUGCUGUGAAUAUAUUCCACAUUAAUUCAGGUAAACUAGUAAGGUACUUGCAUUUGUUUAACUCAAUCCUACUCAAUGCUGAGUGUUACCCCAUUCAGCAUAUGAAGUAACUACUUGUUUUUUGAACUGUACAUGAGUAUUACUGGGAUAUAGGACUGCAGCAGCUCUAUUCAUAAAAUUCAUGUGGUUAGCACUAUAUGUAGGAGGACUUUAGUGAAGCAAUUCUGUGAGGUUCACCACCUAUAGAAAACAGAUUUUAAUGGUUUUAUUUCUACAUACUUGGUAUUUUAUCAGUCCAAAAAUCAUCAAGCAGACUGUGAGUAGGGCAAACUAAGUACAAUCUAUUAUGUAUAUUUACAAAUGAAAUUUAAAUUAUUCCUUUACUCAUAAAUUUUGUUUGAAAUGUAGGUAUUCAUUAACCCUUCUGAAAAAGGUACUUGUGUUUAUCUUCAAAGAAAGAAGUUGUUUCCAGUGUGAUGUCAGAGAAGUUACUUGUUGCAAUUAAAUCUUCUUUUUAAUGAUAUUUAAAAACCAGAACCAGUCUUUAAUUCUGAAACAUCUAAUGUUUAAAACAUGGUCUAAUCUAGGCUUUGAAAGAGAAUUAAAAAAACAAGUAAAGAAACAACAAAGAAAAAAUUGAAAGGGAUUUUAAGAAAUAUUUUAUGUUUGGUACAUGAUUGUUCCAGUAUUCUGCUGAACAAAAAUGGUAAAUUUAAUGUUAAGAUCCGGUCUAUCAGUAUCAAAACUGGAACAAUAGUGCGAUGCAUGAACUUCCUCAUUUCUGAACACAUUUUAUCCUAUGUGGAGUUUUCAGAUAUUUAGCUUUCAGUAGACUUGUGUUCUUUCUACUUUAAAAGGAACAGUGGUAAUAUGCAUGUAAAAUGCACAUAUAAAAUGGUUCAAAGUGAAUAGAAAUUUUAAAAUAUUACAGGAGUGCAGAAUUCAGAAGGGCAAGAAGGUCUGUGUGAGGAAAGAGGGAAUCAUUCAUAUCCUGCUUCAGUGGAGUACUUUACAACAGUUGAAUAAAUGUGUGCAUAGAGAGGGAGGGCUUAUGCACCAAAGGUGUUGCUGUCAUGAUGUCCAAGAUUAUUCCAGGCCUGUUGAAACAGUAGUAUUUGGAGCACUAUCAAAAGGACACUGUCACAAUGGUUACUUAAAAAUCACUUUGCUCACUGCUUCAAAAUACAAUAAAUUAAAAUCUGAUUUUACCAUUUUUCCUCCAUAAACAUUAGUUUAUCAGUUAUUAUUUGUAAUUGGUAGGCUGCUGCUAUCUGUAGAUAAUUAUUUAAAUUUUUCUCAAUAACUUAAUUUAUGAAAAAUAAUUGAUUGCAGAUAGUCAAGUCACUGACUUAAAAAAAAAAAACUUAGUAUAAAUAAAAUAACUGAAGUUAUGUUCUUUCUAAUUUAAUGUGCCUUGGAGAGAGAGAUUUUAGGGGAAGGAAUUUAAAUAAUUUUACUGUCCUCUUACUGCUUGUUCUCUUGUUGCUUUUACUAACAGAUUUGGUUAUCUGAUGCAAUGGUUUAAUCAACAGAAGUACUGGGAGGAGUAAUGAAUUCUUAUGACGUGACAAACUAUGGAACCACGUUUUGUCUGGAUCUAAAAAUUCCUUUCCUAAAACAUAGUCUUCGGUAACUUGAAUAAUUUCAAGACUUCUUAACUUUCACUAGAAAGCUGCAUCUUAGAUUUCAGAUUUUUUUGCACAUCUAACUAACUUGCUGUUCUAUUCAUAACGUUGUUUUAUGACAAUUUAACAUCUUCAGUCUCACCGUAUUAAGCCAAUGACUACAAAAGACACCAUUACUAAGUUCAGAAGUUUGAAUGAAAAUUAAAAUUUCAUUGAAUGGUAAACUGUGCUUUUCACCUCAAUUGAGGUGCCAGUGAAGUGUUUGCUAAUGUGUGCCACCUUAUGAUAUAGGUCAGCAUUUUUCAGAGGAGGAAACCUCUGCAAUAUUAGGACCAGCUGUUGAAUGAUCUUUAGCUCAAGCAUGUAUUAGGUUUAAAAAAUAUAUACGUUGCAUACAGAAUUGUCACUCUCUCUCUAAAAUAUGGUCUGAGUUGCUUAGUUGUCUAUGUGUACUAUAUGGUAUUAAUGUUUAGCAACAGUAGGCAGUCAAUGUCCAAGUGGCUCACCAAAUGUCAAUAGGACAAAACUAUCAACUCUGAGGAAGAAUUCUUAACUGCUUUCCUUUAUGGCGGAGAUAUGAGGAUGACUAGCUUGUCACAAAGUACAGUAUUAACUUAUUGCCUUUCCACAUUAAAAUACAGUAUUUGAAUGAACAAGCAGUUACCAGUGGUGAAAACAUCUUCAGUAGCCUUAUGCCUUUGAAAGAAAUAGAUCAGUUUCAGCCCUGACGUUUUAUUCCAUUGACUGCUUUUGGGAGUUAGAUGGCUGUUACACUCUUGGGCCCUUAUUAUAAAAAAUGGUAAUAGUCUAAAUGUAUACACGUAAUAACCGGGAAUGGUCUUUUUAUAAUCCAUUUUGUGAAAAAUAUAUUUUAGAAUUUACGCAUGCUAGUAAUUCACACAACAUCUCAGAGUAAAUUUCUUGGGACAGUGUUAUUUCUUUUAUUGUAAUAGUACUGUGCAGUAUUUCAAGACCAAGGCAUCUUUUAUAUGAAUGGCUCUAAAUGGAUACGCUUGAUGGUUAUUAUUCACUACAGUAGUGUAGAAGUGCAAUAUAUCUACACAAUUCUGGUCUUUGGAAGAAUGGCAGUGUGAUAAUUGAUGUGAAGAAACUUCAACCACUUGUAACUUUAAGAUAGAAGCUCUUUUGGUUUUUCAAGAUUUAAAUACCAGCUCACUCUAAUUAUUAGCUAUGCAUCACUAUAAAAAAAGAAGAAUUCUGUUUUCAGAUAGCUAGAACAGCUGUAUUGUAUGAAGAAAAUAUUACAGAUCUUUUUAAUUUUUGGUGAUAAUUAAUUUUUGGUGAUAAUCCUCUUAUGUUUAUUGAACUGAUCUCUAUGUACCAUGGUUAGCAAUGUAAUUCUGGGCAUACUCCUCAGUUGUUUACAGCAACAAAUGACAGUAGUUAAACCAGUUUUAAUGUACGAACAAGGGGACCAAAGAGUGAUUUAUACUUCUGUCUUUAUCUGUAAUGUUACAUAGCAGUAUAAAUAUAUUUCUAAUGUUCAUUGAAUUGUGAUUGUUUUAAUCUAAGGGAAAUAAUGAUUCUUUUAGUUUUGCACUUUGCUAUUCAUUUGUUCUGUUUUUUUGUUUCAGUAUGAACAGUUGAUUUUUAUUUUAAUUACAUGUCUUUUUUGUUGUACAUAGUACCAUCUAGUAAAUAGCUUUUUGUAUAAUAACUGUUUAGAAAAUCUGUCCUUAUGUUUGUAAACUUCUUUUUCACUUGCAUGUGUGUUUUGACAUUUCAUUCACUGAGCAUAUUUUAAUAUGCCUUUAAUACAUUAAAACGUAGUAUUGCAUCAUUAAUGUAUUAGCUUUAUGGCGCUGUACAUGGUCAUCCAAAGUAGUUCAUGUAUAAUCACACCCUAUAGCAAGAUGAUCAGGAAAAAGACUUGAAGUUUUGCUCUUGAGAUGUGGUAGUAUUCUGGGUUGUAAUUAAGGAUGGGUGAAUCUCACUUUAGGUAAAAUAAAUGGACCAAAUUGCACCAUAACUCAGAAAAUGAUACACUCACUCUAUCGGGUUUUGUUCAAUUGCUGUGCUCACUUUGGAAGUGGAAAUAAAGAGAACCUGUUAUGGUAUUUUUGUCAUGGCCAAAAUUAGGAAGUCAAUUGUUACAAUGAGGCUUGCAGCCUGAAUUUUUCAGACCAAGGUACUUGAGGUAAGGAGAAAUCUCAGUGUGCUUAUCCAAACUACAGUGGUAUUGUGUGUGUGUGAUAACUAGUAAGAGUUGUGAGGCACUGGGUGUUUUCUAUGCAUUAAUGAUCUAACCAGCCAUUAAACCCCAGCUAAUCUCUUCGGCCUUUAUUGUAGCUGUUAAAUACAUGUAAAUAUUUUGUUUAAACUGCUGCAUCUUUAGAGUAGUUGUUUUUGUGUGUCCCCUCCCCCCCCGUUUCUGCAUAUAGUAUCUGUUACCCAUGAAACAUGUUACUGUUUGGCAAUCAGUUCUUUUCUAGUGAACACGUGACCUAUAUUUUAAGAACCUUAAAUUCAUUUGCUGAGUUGCAAUGAUUUUUGGAACAUUUAAAAGGCCCCUGCAAUUCUCCCGUCUCUGAUUCCCCCCCCCCCCCCCCCCCAAGCAGGACAACUUUUUGUUAAUUUUUUUAGCUAUUUGAUGGUCAAAGGCAGAUUAGGCAGGGACAACUUUCAUAUUCUCUUCCCCUGGCCUCCUAUGGCAAUGUUUCUCAAAUACAGCCACUAGUGGGUUUUCUUGCGGCCACAGCCUUCUGGGCUGUGGAUGGGUGGGCGAAGUAGCGCAUCCUCCACCUUCCUUUCACUGUUUCUCUUGGAUGCACUGCCUUGGUGUUUGGUUGCUGGAGCCUCCACCUGGAGUCAGCUGAGGCACAAUGCUGUAGGAGCAGGCAGAUGGUGAGUUCUUUUCCUUCCCAGGGGUGGUAGGGCUCAGGCUUUGAGCUUCAGUGCUGUGGUGGUGGGGCAGCAGGCUCUGGCCAUGGGGCUUUGGACUCCAGCUCCGGGCUCUGGCUGCGCAGUGACAGGCCUGCUCCAGCCACACGGUUUCAGGCUCUGUCCCCGGGCCCCAUGACUUUUGGCUCUGGCUGCAGGGCUUCAGGCUCAAGCCCCACACUGCCUCCCCCAGCCACCCACCCUCAUCUCGCCUGGCACCCACUCCCUCCCCAACUCUCCAUCCAGGGCUUAAUUUGUCCCCAGGCUUGCCAGGGCUGAGUAAGUCUGCUGUGAAAAGUGGUAUUUGUAUGUUUGUUAAUAUCACUUUUCACAACAGACUUACUAGCUAGCAAUAAAUAAAUUACAAUGAUUUGGACAUGUAUAUAUGCAUAUUUAUUUUGUUUUCCUAAAGUUAAUUCAAUAUUUUAGGAAAAGUGAGAGCAGCCACCAGUAAGAAUUGUGCCUCCUCCACCGUCAUGCCUCUUCCUCCUAAUAUGGGGGAUGAUUUCAAACAAUUCCAGGACCUACUUAAAAGGGUAUCAAGUUCACUGGACAUCUCUCUGGAAGAGGUCCAGGUGACACAGCACAAACUAGUGGAUAUUUUGAAUACAUCCUCUUCUUUCAAAAUUGCUUUGCCUAUGAACAAUGCAAUAAUGGAACCUGUCAAGACCAUUUGUCAGACCCCUGCAACUGCUCCUCCAACCUGCAAGAAGGCUUGACAAAAAAUAUUAUGUGCCAGUGAAAGGCACAGACUUCCUCUUCUCCCAUAUGGCACUCAAAUCACUGGUGGUUGACGCAUUCCAUGAAUGUGACAGGCAACAGCAGCCCAAGCACACACCUUAUGAUAAGGACUGGAAAAGGCUUGACCUUUUCAGCCACAGGGUUUACUCUUUGGCUACACUACAUCUCCGGAUAGCCAAUUAUGAGACCUUGCUGGCAAAGUAUGAUUACAACUACUACUACACAGUUUUCUGAAUUUAUUGACUUUAUUUCCAAAGAUAAGAACAAUUUUCAGGAGUUUUAUCAGGGACAACUCUUCUCUGGAACAGCCCUCCAAGCUGAUCUGUUACUAUGCCCCUCAGCGUUACAGCCAUGCUCCGUAUUCACAGCAACACCGGCAUAUGAGAGUCACAGAGGCCAUUGAGAAGAUGACAGCCUAUUUUUCCAGCAGCAGCGUCGCAGCCAUAGACAUCCAGGCAACAAAUUUGAAGCUUUUGUUGAGGGCCCAAGAGCUCCAUGUCUUUCUGUGCUGAAGACGUCUACUCUCUCCUGACCUUUCAGAGAUUGCCUAGUUCCAUUUUAUCCAAUCUGGAAAACCAUCACAUCUGACAGAUGGGUGCUAGAAAUCAUACAAACUGGUUACUCCAGCCCCUUUCUUUUCAAACCCCUUAUUCACCAUCCCUCCCAUCCCUCUUCAGGGACCCCUCUCAUGAGCAUCUACUGUGUCAAGAGGUAAUCCAUCUCAUACAUCUAGGAGCAGUAGAACCUGUUCCAACAAGACACAGAGAGAGGGGAUUUUUAUUCCCACUAUUUUCUCAUAAAGAAAAAGUUUGGGUGGGUGGAGACCCGUACUUGAUCUACGGUGACUCAACAAGUUCGUGAAGACACAGCACUUCAAAAUGGUCACCCUAGGCACCAUAAUUCCAGCACUAGAAAGAGUGGAUUGGUUCUCUGCCCUCGACCUCCAGGAUGCGUAUUUUCAUAUAACAAUCCAUCCCUCACUUCGGAGGUUUCUCUGAUUUACUUUUGGACAGGAACAUUUCCAAUACAAGGUUCUUCCUUUUGACCUAUCCAAUGCCCCUCAAGUUUUUUCAAAUGUACUAGCAGUGGUUGCUGCCUACCUCAGCAGAAACGGAAUCAUGAUAAUCUCGAACUUGGACGACGGUCUGCUGAAAGCACCAACACGGCAAGCAGUAUUACAAGCCGCCAAACCGAUGGUGACCCUCUUCACGAGAUUAGGACUCCAAAUAAAUGCACAAAAGUCCACUCUAAUACUAGUGCAAGAGUUGGAGUUCAUUGGGGCCCAUCUCAGUUCUCCCAAGGCCAUAGCCUCUCUACCAAGGCAAUGCUUUCUCACUCUAAUCAACCUCAUAUCCACGACAUGAAACAGUCCACAGGUAUCUGACAGGACUUGCCUGCAACUUCUUGGCCACAUGGUUGCCGUGACCUUCGUCAUCAGAUGCACAAGAUUACACGUGUUGCCUGCAAGCGUGGCUCCGUUUAAACUAUGUCCCACACAGACACAGCAUAAACAUCGACCUCUUGCUUUCCUUAACAACGUAUUUAUCAUGGACAUCUGUAGGGCUGUAACCUGCGCUUCAGCCCAUACUUUUACGCAGCAUUACUCAUUAGAGCAAGAGGCAACAUCUGAUGCCUCUUUCAGACUCACUGUGCUGUCUUCUGUCAUGACUUCAACUCCGAAGCCCCCUUCUUCCACCAGAGGGUACUGCUCCAAAGUCACCUAAAGCAGAGCACCCAUAGGCACAGCACUUGAAGAAGAGAAAGUUACUCACCUUGUUGUAGGUUCUUCGAGAUGUGUGUCCCUGUAGGUGCUCCACUACCCUCCCUCCUCACCUCUGCUUCAGAGUUUAUCACUUAAUCUCUGCAGUAGAAAAGGAACUGAGGGGGUGUUGGUCACACAGCGCCAGUUAACUGCCUGAGGUGGUACGAGACGGGGACCGUGCAUGUGCGACCCAGCCGGGCACUGCUACCACAAAUCUCCGAUUACAAGUCCAAGGGCACCCAAAGACCUAAAGUGGAGUACCCAUAGAGACACACAUCUCAAAGAACCUACAUUCCUGCACAAGGUGAGUAACUUUCUGAUCCUGGCAGUCUGGAUCCCUGUCAGCUUUGCUCCCUGCUCCAGGCAAGCUCUGCACAGCAGUGAGGAGGAGCAAAAGCUGGAGCCACCACUGGGGGAGGCUGCAGGGAAAUUUUGGGGCUGGCUCCCACUUGCUACCCUGACAGUGCGCAUGCUGCCCAGGUGCCCUUGCACAUGUAGGCCCAGAGGGGGCCAGAGAGUGGAGCGGAUACCAAGAGGGCUAAGGACGUUGCUCCAAGGAACUCUGGAAUACAUCUGGAGGACUUCUGGAACCUGAGUCAAAUCAGGGGCCGCAUACACAUGGGAAAGCAAUAGGAUUUGGACACACAGUCGCAGCUUAAUAUGGGCUCAGACCCUCCAGCCCUGCAGGGUCCUGAAGCCCUAGGUUUGAGCCCUACGUGAUUGGGGUGUGGAUGCCAGGGGGACUUACGUUGCUUACAUGGCCUUAUGUUGCUGUGUAGACAUACCCCUAGUGGCUCAACAUGCAGAGCAGAAGCCUCAGUCCUGCAGCUGCUCAGCCUGUAAUUCUGGGGCAGGUUUCAGACCUAUCCCCUUCCCCAAUCUCUGACUGCAGAGUAUUGGGGAGGAGAUGCCUGAUGAGCAGGAACCUCACUUCACCACACUCAAGUCUUCAGGAACUUGUCAGAUGCAAAAUAGAGGGGAAGGAGAGAGCACCCCAGAAAAUUUCAAAUUGGAGGGAAGAGGAAUAAUUUUGAACUGUUUAAAGGGACUCUUAACUUGAAUCGUCUCAAAAAUUGAUUCAUAUUUUAAAUUCCAGUUUCUGUAGAACAACUUAAAUAACACGUCCUGAUUAUUUAAAAUUUCUUUUAUAAGAAUUUUUCUUCUCCCCUGUUUAUAAAGGUAUGUUAAAGGUGAAACUGAUUAUACGCAGUGCUGUCAAAUAGACAUUGAGUAAAAUAUUUUUUCACAAACUUUGAAUUACAGUAAUCUUAUAUGUAACUAACAGGCACAGAAUUUUCAGACAAACUUUGUUUUCAAGUUACCUUAUUUUAAAAUUGGGAUUAUUUGUUUCCACUACUGAUAUACUUAACAAUCUCCAUUGUGUCAGCAGUUGAAAGAAACUGACACAAACCCUAUUCCCUUCCACAUACAUUUGUGAAGGUGGAAGUUUCCAUGCAGACAAAAAUAUUAGAUCCUUAUACUCACAAUAAGAUUAAGACUUGCUCUCAAUUCUUCCAUGUAGCUGAUGUAUUGGUAGUAUUUCUCCUGGGCACCCCCUUGCCUCUUAACCAUUUUUUGUGUAGUCUCUUCUCUUUUUUAUGGACUACAUUGAAGGAACUAAAAAUUAGUUGUUGACGCUCUUGGACAGUAGGUCUAUGUCUAGCUUUCAAAUUCACCACCUAAAAUUAACUUUUGGGAUAUCCUCACAUAGCCUAAUUUAACACAUUAUUCCAUUAGUUUAGCAGGGGCAUUUCAAAUAAUGACUUGCUAAGGAAAUAUUCUGCAUUGCAAUUGAAAGGAAUCAGUUUUAUAAUCCCCUCUUCACAUAUCUGACAACCAUUUCUUUCUACUGUAGGAGUUGAUUUUGUUGUAUGUAUACUUGAAACUUGAAGUUAUAGCUGUAAUUACAGUCCAAAAUAAUAUCUGUAGCUAAACCAUCUGAUCCAUCAUAUGUUGGAGCUUUGACCAGUCUUCUGAUUUUGGACUUGUAGAUUCUAGUUUAAAAUAAAUACAGAAGGUAAGACAAGUGUCCAUGAGCUGCUUGAGUAUUCUGUUAAAUGGAACUGUACAUAUUUCACUGACAUUCCAAAAAUAAACAACAUUGUGAAUGGGAAUUGUGAAUUUAAAUCCCAAAAGUGAUCAUUUAAAAAAAUGCAUCAACUCAUCAUCCACAGCAAGCAGAUCUGCUGAUUAAAAUUCACUCUAAUAUAGUGGCCAGCACAAGGUCAAUGCACUGCUGAAAUCCCCCUUUAUGCCCUCAAAGUACAGCUUAAGUGGGCCUUCGGUGGUACAUAGGCCUUGCGCUAGCCUCUGUGGAUGGGUGUAUUUUACCCUGUUUUGUUUACUCGAGUGACAAAGCUCUUGUUACCUUUUCACUCUUGACAGAGGUAGAGACCCAACACAGCUGUGUGAAAACAAGCUAGUUUCUAUUCAAUCUUGCCUGCCAACAAAUUUUUUAAAGUAAAUUCCAUUUGGUUCCGUGCAUUGUAACUGCAGACCUUGGCCUGCAGAAUCCUUACUACCUACUUACGGUGGUUCGUGAGCCAGAAAGACCAUGGCUUGAUUCCAGACUGUAAGAAAGUUGAAGCAGUUAAAGCCAUCCUUAUGCUUAGUUUACAUGAAAGUUUAAUAUGUAGUGUAAUUAAAAGAGAUGCAACAUCAGACCCCGCAGUGCCAUUUUACUUCAAAGUAAUUUCCAACUACAGCAGAGCUAAAAGUAAUUGAUUUUAGAGUAGAAGUAUGUGAGGAUAUCUACAGAAAUAUUCCUCUUACAAGAAGUUUUUCACCUCAAAUGUUCAUCUUUCAAUUCCAUGAUCUAUUACACUGAAAAAAAUCUAUCAGAAGUAGGAAAAUUUGUUUAUAUUUGAGAUUAAAUCACUAAAACUGCAUGAAUGUUAACUAUUCUCUUUAUCAGUAAUCAAAAUGAAUCAGCAUUUGCUCUUCCAGCUUCUAUUAUGAGCUGGGGAAACUAAUCUAUAAGCCAAACUAAAUAACUAACAUUUUUUUCAAUAAACGCUGAAGAUUAACUGAAUAAGUAAUUAUUGACUGAUCUAAAUAAAGCCAUUUUUCUCUGAAAGCUAGCCCCUUAGCUUGAUACUGGUAAUUUAGUUAUUGUCUUAAAUAAUGUCAUCUGUUUUCAGAGGAAUGUUGGUAAGAAUGGUUAGGUUGACAGGUGUUUGUUCUUCCCAUUUAAAAACUGUGUAAACUAUAUAAGUUCUAUAUAUUGAUAUAGUAAAAAUCAAACUACAAGUUAAAAAAUGCUUAACAUUUCUCUUGACCUAUGAAAGUACAUUGAUUGUGUACAUUUCUGGUAAUCCUUAGAGCAGGGAUAGUCAAAAGGCGGACCACAGGCCAAAUCCAGAAUGCCAGGUGCUUUUGAAUGGACCACAAAAUAUUUUUAUUUACUUAUUAUGAUUGUUGUUUUUUUUAUUUUCUCUGGAAUGUGGACCUUGACUAAGAAAUUUGAACUUUUGACAAAAAAUAAUUGACUACCCCUGCCUUAGAGUUUUAGUUGCAACAAUACAGUCUAUGAAGGCCGGAACUUUUAAAUAUUUUUUAAAAAAAUCUUAAGAAUCCAGUAGAGACUCUUCAAAAGAACCAUUAGGGCUAAGCUAGUUCCCACCAUAUGUGAACAUCUUGAAUCAGCUGAAAAAAAUCAGACAUCACUUGGCCCUUAUGUAAUCAGAUAAAAGGGAGAAGAAUAGGAUUUCUGAGAGGAUUAAUAAAAUUAAAAAUCUAGUCUUAAUAGUCAUUGCAGUAGUGAGCUGAUAAAGAUCGAUUUGGAUUGAAUUUAUUUUGGCUUUUGGUCGACCAUGAUUUAAAUAAUAAUGUUCAAUUAUAGGAAACCUAGUAGAUGCAGCUUCUCCAGGCAUUAGAAAAAUGGAGGUGGAGAAAGUGUUAUGUGAUUCCUAGUCUAUAGUAUGUUCCUCUUUUAGAAAUAAAGGCCAGAUUCUCAGAUGACACAAACUUACAUUAGCUGAAAAUUUGCCCUGAGGUUUAUUGUAAAGCUUAAAGAUAGCAAGAAUAGUGAGAGUUGAGAGGUAAUUUAAUUGAGAAAUUAUUCAUAUUACGUGGUGUGAAACAGUAUUUUUAAAGUUAGUUAUAUCUGUAUGUACUGCAUGUUAUAUAAUAGUUUAGCUCUAAUUUAAGAUUAAAAUACUUCCAUGGAUGAUACCUAACAAGCUGUAAAUAUUGUAUACUUUUAAAAUUUUUAUAAAAGCAACUUUUUUAUUUCCGUAUUUGUGUAUAAACCUUGCUAUGAACCUACAAUAAUUUCUUGACUAUAAAAGUUUUGCGGUUAAUCUUCUGUAUUUUAAUUGCAGUAAUGAUCUUAGUAUAGCCAUACAAAUGUUUUUUCUCUGUUUCUCACAGCACAUUCACCUCUCAUUUUCUUCAAAGGGUAGCAAUAAAAGUUGGCAUAUUACUUUAGAUUAAAGCAAAUUUUUCUGCACAUAUUUCCACUCCAUUGCUUCAGCUACAAAGCAGUGAUGCACAAUUGACAUUGCCCUGUCUAGUCAUAAGAUUUCAGGGGGUCUUUAUGCAGUUUUCAUCUUUGUAACAUACUGGAGGAAAUCUUUGGUAAUGAUCUAUAUACAGUAACUUACAAAUUAACCCAGUAUGUAGACAGUACUCAUUGUACAGAUUUAUUUGAUUAAACAUUGGUUAAAAAAAAAUACAAAUCCCCAAGCCAGUAUUUUAAUAAUGUUCUGUAACCUGUUUCAUGCACUUAUAAAUAAAUUGAUCUUAAAGCUG